Molecule: messenger RNA, 1164 nt
Organism: Penicillium daleae
Lineage: Eukaryota; Fungi; Ascomycota; Eurotiomycetes; Eurotiales; Aspergillaceae
Exons: 2
Coding region: 1-1164 (387 amino acids)
Source: RefSeq, a predicted model, not a curated record
AUGAGGGACGCCCUCGAGUACGAGGGCCGAACUCAGGCAGCCCCAUCCAAAGACACCGCUGCCCUCUCGCUCGAGAGCAUUGCGUCUCGGAUGCGUGUGAGCGCGAUUUGUGAGAAUACCAACCCCCUUCUCUCUUUCCCCAUGAUCGUAUCUCAGAUGGGUCAUGGUGGACCCUUUGCAGCGAGCAACAGCCGCCUCAUUUGCAAAACUCCAGAGCCCGCUGCAACUCCAGAGCAAGCUGAUUCUGCUCCGUUGGCCGAGCCUCCAUUUACUCCACAGAGGCAAUCUGGGAGCGUGAGCUCCCGUGAUGAGGAUGAGCCCCCACGCUCACUCAAGAGGAAACGCCAACCUCCUGCCCUGUCGACACCAUCUAGCUCAGCUAGAACCUCCACCGCUCAUUCGCCAGACUCGAUGCCCAUGACUCCUGGCUCUCCGAGCGUGACUCGGAAGAUUAGAUCCCUGAGACUGGACAGUCCUGUCAAUGGGGAGAACCUUGAGUCUCCGAGUCGUCCUCGACUGCGUUCUGAGGCCAGGAAGCUCAAUGCCACAAAGGAAAAGGUCCAUGAUGACUCCCACGCCUUACAAGCUGAGCUGAAUAGCAUGCGAACUCAGCUCGAAAAAGAGAAGCGUGACGACUUGAAGCUCAAGACUGAUGCCAGCAAGGGUAAAGGUGGAAUGAACGUACUACGAGCGGAAAUAAAUGCCUUGCGGUCCGAGCUUGAAAGAGAGAAACAUGGCAAUUCUGAACUGAGGGACCAGCUGGUCUCUCUGCGUGCCGACUUGGACCUGAUGCGGUAUGAUUUUGAAGGGGGCGUGGGAGGGGACAAAAGCAUCACACCUGAGACUCGACGAGAUUUGGAAAAUGUUAUGAACAUGAAUAACAUGCUCCGACGGGUCAUUCAGGGCGAGCGAAUUCACAGGGAGGAGAUGCACGGCAAGCUUCAUUCUCUCCGCUCGAAGGUUGGCCCGUUAAUGGCCAAGGUGGAAACUCUACAGGGGACUGUGGAUCAAAUCCAGGCCCAUUUCAGUGCCCAUGAUGCUCCAAUCGAGCUUAUCAUGGACUUCGUCAGGAAUUUCUACCAGUGGUGGGAGAAGCGUUACAAUGCACGCAACGGGGGUAAUGGCUCGGAAGACAAUGAUGGAACGCAGGCGGCGAGUGCGUGA